AUGACUGAACAGUUGGUGUUUGCAUUAAUUGUCGCGAUCAGGAAAUUGAGGCCUUACUUUCAGUCUCACACGGUGCAAGUAAUGAUUGACCAACCUAUCAAGCAGAUUCUACAUCGGCCCGAGACCUCUGGGAGGUUGUUGAAAUGGGCCAUCGAGUUAAGUGAGUUUGAUAUCAAAUUCAGGCCAAGGACAACUAUUAAGGCACAGGCUCUAGCAGACUUCAUCGUCGAGCUCACCACCCCGCCCGAACACCCACCAGGGGAACAUGCAGAUUGGAAAAUUUUUGUCGAUGGAUCUUCAAACGACGAAGGAUCUGGGGCGGGGAUCAUAAUGAUAGGUCCGAAUGAGGAAGAGUUGGAAUACUCGCUGCAUUUUGAAUUCCCUGCUACAAAUAACGAGGCCGAGUACGAAGCAGUAAUCACGGGUUUGGGAUUGGCAGCCAGACUCGGGGUAACCUCAGUGGAAAUUUGCAGCGACUCUCAGUUGAUAAUCGGGCAAGUGACGAGGGAAUUCGAAACAAAGGACGGAAAGAUGGCUACAUAUUUAAUGGAGGUCAAAAACUUGCAGAAGGGGUUCACCAAGUUUAAGAUAACUAAGGUCCUCCGAAAGGACAAUGAGCAAGCGGACGCACUGGCUAAGCUCAUAUCAGCCAACCCCAGACGACUGCCUCGCAUAGCUAGUGUGCAAAUUCUGCGACAAUCUAGCGUCCAACACGUAAUCGAUGUUAUGAAUGUAGAGAAUGAGGAAAGUUGGAUAGACCCGCUGUUUGAAUAUCUCACAAAGAAUAAAUUGCCGAAGGAUGCUCUCACAGCAAGAAGGCUAAAAGUUCGGGUAGCCUCAUUUGCCAUCAUCGAUGGGCUACUCUACAAGCGAGGUUUCACAAUGCCAUAUUUAAAGUGUUUGCGACCGACAGAAACACAAGAGGUGCUAGUCGAAGUACAUGAGAAAAUUUGUGGCAACCACCAAGGGGCGACUACCCUUGCGUUCAAGACGCUUCGACAAGGAUAUUAUUGGCCUAGUAUGAAGGAAGAUGCUAGAGAGUUGGUGAGAAAAUGCGAUGCAUGCCAACGCCAUGGAAAUCUGAUCCACAUUCCAGCCGAGCAACAGACGGUAGUUUUCGGGGUGUGUCCCUUCUUCCAAUGGGUGAUGGACAUCUUGGGACCUUUGCCCCUGUCUAAAGGACAAAGGAAGUUCUUGUUAGUUGCCGUAGACUAUUUUACUAAGUGGGUGGAAGCUGAGCCCUUGGCCACCAUCACGACUACAAAGAUACAGGGAUUCGUUUGGAAAAAUAUCAUAUGCAGGUUUGGUAUACCUCGGGUAAUCAUUACAGAUAAUGGAAAACAAUUCGAUAAUCACAGUUUUAGAGCCUUCUGCACAAGUUACCACAUCGACCACAGGCUGACUUUAGUUGCUCACCCAAAGGCAAAUGGACAGGCUAAAGUGACCAACCGAACCAUACUAUGGGAUUUGAAGACACGGUUGGAAAAAGAAAAAAGGACUUUGGGCUGA
This is a messenger RNA of Olea europaea var. sylvestris, 1509 nucleotides long. RefSeq lists its product as uncharacterized. The transcript has a single exon. Lineage: Eukaryota; Viridiplantae; Streptophyta; Magnoliopsida; Lamiales; Oleaceae. The record is from RefSeq and is a predicted model, not a curated record. Gene Ontology annotation, molecular function: RNA-DNA hybrid ribonuclease activity; nucleic acid binding. Gene Ontology annotation, biological process: DNA integration. The coding region runs from base 1 to 1509 and encodes 502 amino acids.